AUGGAAGACCAAAUUGCGGUUGAGGUAGAGAGAAGAUUGAAGAAGAUGAAUAUCGGUGAACAGAAGGUGGCUCAAGUUGAGCCAACUACCCCCGUUGUCUGUGAAAUAUGUAGUGGACCACAUUUUGCUAUGCAUAGUGUGGCAACACAAGAACAGGAUCAACAAGGAAACUUUCAGAAGCAAGGAUCAACCCAGUUCCAAGUUCCAGCUCAGACACAACAGUACAGACCUCCACAACAACAACCUCCGUAUCAACCACAGUUCCAGCACCAUCCACAACAAUUCCAACCUCAAGGUCAACAACAAGUACCAAAGAAAGCGGAUUGGGAAAUUGCUUUUGAAAAGAUGGUCGCUCACAAUUCUCAAUUCCAAGAGGAAACAAGGAGCACUCUUAGGAACACAGGUUCUUCAAUUAAAAAUCUGGAGAUUCAAAUGAGUCAAAUUGCACAACAAAUGACCAAUACUCAACCACAUGGAGCUUUACCAAGUACCACGGAAACACAUGAGAAAAACUCUGAUGAAGAAGAUAUGUUGAUUGAAGUAGAUGUGGAGAUUAAAGAAAAUGAGGUAGUAAGGAAAGAAGUAAUAGGCGAAGAAGGAGUAGUCAAAGAAAAAGUUACUACACCUAAACCAGCGGUGAGACUUCCUUUUCCCACAAGGAAUAGGAAGAAAGAACAACAUGAGAAGAACUUCGAGAAGUUUCUAGAGAUGUUCAAGAAACUUGAGCUGAAUAUUCCAUUCUUAGAGGCACUGGAGCAAAUGCCUACAUAUGAGAAAUUCAUGAAGGAUAUUAUUUCAAAGAAACGAACAAUCGACAGUGACCCGAUUAUUCUAAAUGAAACAUGUAGUGCUAUUUUGCAGGGGAUGAAGAUUCCAGUAAAAAAAAGAGAUCGAGGAUCGGUAACGAUUCCAUGCACAAUUGGUGAUAGAUCCUUCAAGAAAGCUCUGAUCGAUUUGGGGGCAAGUGUGAGUCUUAUGCCUUUAUCCAUCUACAAAAGAUUGGGAAUAGGUAAAGUUCAAGACACUCGUAUGACACUUCAAUUUGCUGACCAAUCCGUUAAAAGACCUUACGGAGUGGUAGAAGAUGUGUUGGUGAAAAUCGACAAGUUCGUGUUCCCGGUAGACUUUGUUGUUUUAGAGAUGCCCGAAGACGAAGAGAUACCAAUCAUUUUGGGAAGACCUUUUCUGGAAACCGGAAGAUGCUUGAUCGACAUAGAAGAGGGUACUAUGACUUUGAAAGUUUAUGAUGAAGAGUUGAAGAUUGAUGUGCGAAACACGAUGAAGUAUAAGGAUGAUGUUGCCACGAGUCAACACAUUGAGCUACCUUUGGAAAGAGUUUUGAGUCUAUCAAUCUUCGAAGAGAAGGAAAUCAUUGAUGAAAAGGACAGUGAAGUCUUAGCCAUGAUGGAAACGUCAUUUGUCAAAAAUUCUCGCCACAACCGAUGGGAAGAUUUAAGGCAACCAUUAGUGGAAGGAAGUAAAGACGAACAAAAGAAGGGGGCUGAACUAAAGCAAUUACCAGAGAACCUCAAAUAUGUCUUUUUAGACACUGAAAUUGGGGCGGUUCUAGGACAACGUAGAGAAAAGCUAUUACAUGUUAUUUACUACGCAAGUCAUGUGCUAAACCCUGCACAGAUGAACUAUGCAACUACUGAGAAAGAGUUGCUAGCGGAUUCUAAACCAAGGUUGCUAAGAUGGAUCUUGCUCCUUCAGGAGUUUUAUGUGGAGAUCCGUGACAAGAAAGGGUCUGAAAACACUGUAGCCGACCACUUGUCUCGCAUGUCACCUAUUGAAGAAACUGAAGAGACGCGCCCAAUAAAGGAUGAGUUCUACUUGUGGGAUGAUCCAUUUUUAUACAAGAAGGGUCUCGAUGGAUUAAUAAGAAGAUGUGUACCCGAGGAGGAACAAAGAGACGUGCUUAAAGCAUGCCACGACUCUAAAUAUGGCGGACAUUUCAGCGGUGACAGAACAGCGGCAAAAGUCUUACAAUCUGGUUUAUAUUGGCCCACGUUAUUCAAAGACGCCCAAAGUAUUGUGAAAGAAUGCGACAGGUGUCAGAGAACGGGGAAUAUUUCAAAAAGGAAUCAGAUGCCUCAGAAGGGUAUACUGGAGGUGGAAUUGUUUGAUGUGUGGGGGAUUGAUUUCAUGGGACCUUUCCCACCAUCAUUUGGGAAGAACUACAUUCUUGUAGCGGUGGAUUAUGUUUCUAAGUGGGUAGAAGCAGUAGCGUUACCCACAAAUGACGCCAAAGUGGUAGUGAACUUCCUAAAGAACAAUAUUUUCUCAAGAUUUGGGGUUCCCAGAGCACUCAUAAGCGACGAAGGCACCCAUUUCUUGAACAAGUUGAUGGAGAAUUUGCUGAAGAAGUACAAUGUUAAGCGCAAGAUUGCAACUGCUUAUCAUCCUCAGACCAGUGGGCAAGUAGAGGUUUCGAACAGACAAAUCAAGCAGAUUCUCGAAAAGACUGUCAGUGCUUCGAGAAAGGAUUGGUCUCUUAAGCUUGAAGAUGCACUAUGGGCAUAA
Molecule: messenger RNA, 2523 nt
Organism: Vicia villosa (hairy vetch)
Lineage: Eukaryota; Viridiplantae; Streptophyta; Magnoliopsida; Fabales; Fabaceae
Exons: 7
Coding region: 1-2523 (840 amino acids)
Biological process (GO): DNA integration
Molecular function (GO): nucleic acid binding
Source: RefSeq, a predicted model, not a curated record